This is a messenger RNA of Aspergillus homomorphus CBS 101889, 3016 nucleotides long. RefSeq lists its product as uncharacterized. The record is from RefSeq and is a predicted model, not a curated record. Bases 138 to 2849 code for a protein of 903 amino acids. NCBI's taxonomy places the organism in Eukaryota, Fungi, Ascomycota, Eurotiomycetes, Eurotiales, Aspergillaceae. The transcript has 3 exons.
AGCGAUCCUCACGAAUUGCCUGCCCUUCCCUGCCUACCUCCGAAUUCCUUAACUUAACUUGUCCCUGGACCGCCUGGGAGAGUUUGCGCAUGGUUGGUUACAUUCUUUCUUACUUCACUUGUUAAGCGACUCCGACCAUGCUGUCCGCUCCGGUAAAAUCAGCCAAGCGUAUAUCGUCGCUGUUUUCCCUGGGUUCGACCAGGGAUAGCUCGGCUCCCUCCUCACCUGCAUCUCCGAGUAUCCCGAAAGUAUCCCCCGACCAGCUGCCGCAGGAUGCACGUCCUCGCAGCGCCUCCCGAUCCGCUCGUGUAGCCUCCAAUCCUCAAAGCGACUACAGCGAAACCCGCCCACCUCUUCCCCCCGGCCCCCACGACGGUUUCGAUUUGGACGAACCCUUGCCGCCACCUCCAUCCCUCUUGACCGUCAAUCAGGAUCUGGCUACCAGCACCCCCAGCUCCUCCGACAGCAGACCCCAGAGCAGCGGACGCGGCCGCAGUGGAAGUCGACCGUCCAGUUCCACCGGAUUGUUUGUGCCGGGAGGUGGCCCGGACUCGCGCCCGACCACACCAUCAUCCAAGCGACGCAGCUGGAUGCCUGGGCGGGCUCGCGCAAGCUCAGCUGAACCGCGCGCCAGCGCGUCGGCCAUGCCCAGUGCAUGGAUUGCUGGUCUGGAGCAGAAGAUUCUCUAUGAUCUGGAACCUUUGUCUCGAGGAGAACAGAUCCCCGAAUUGUGGAACGAGAAUGGCGAUACUUACGUGUACCUAUUCCCGCAAAAUACCGGCCGACAAGCCUCAUUCAAGGUUCACUCCACGGUCUUUGCAGAAUCUCCCUCCCUCCACUUUCUUGCCCGCGGAAACGAGCUUCGCAGCCCAACGUCUCUCGAGCAGCAAACGGGAAAUUUGUCUCUAAACAGCCCCGCGGCCGACCUCGCGUCGCCGCCAUUGACACCUCAAGACGGCUUGGCCGACAAUGAUAAUGGCAGCUCAGGUAGCCAGCGACUGGCCUACAUGGACGAUGACAGUCCCGAGGAGUUUCAAGAGCUACACCUCUAUCUUCCCAUCCCCUUGAACAGCGAUGUCUCCAAUCCUGCUACUCGAAUUACUGGGGAGGAUUUGGAAAACCUACUUCUUUUCCGCAACCUCUUCGCUUUCUUGUUGGGACAGUCCUUGAUCGCAACGCCCCGGUCCCCAUCUCUCUUCUCCAUCUUCAUGGAUGUCGCAACGCUACUGUCUCGGUUCGAAUUCACCAACUUCGAUGGCUCCAAUUUUGGCGAGACUGCUACCACGAGUUUUGGCAACUACUGCGAGGAACUGCGGCUGGCAGAUGUACGGAAGAGUCGCGAGAAAACGAUUGAAGCCAUCGUUCUGGGUGAGCGGUUGCGAUUCUUACCCCUCUAUCUUGAGGGCUUCGUGCACGGAGUCGGCAAGCUGGAUGAAUUGAAGCAAUUAAGAAGCCCCAAGUACGGUCUCAUCAACCCUGUGACCCAAAAGCGGUUGGAGCGAGGCUUCAUCGAUCUGGAUACCCGUCUUCGGGUGCUGUACAGUAAGCUGGACGAUUUCGACUUUCCUUCCGUCUUUUCUGGUAUCGCCAAUUCGGCCACUUCGGUUGAGAGUAAGGUUGUGCGUUUCAAGAAUUGGAGGAUGGCUUUCAUGGAGUUCCGACGCUUCACGAUGCAGUAUUAUCGCCAGAAAUACGGAUCCUGGCCUCCAAAGGCUCGCUCAAAGAAGAAUCAAUUCGAGGAAAGUGGUCUCAAUCGUCAGGUCGUCAAGGAUCUUUACAAUGAUUUCGCCAAUCUUUACGAUAUGCUGGUCGACCGGGCCGCCCUUACCACCCGCACGCUGGACAUGGCAGCAGAGACGUCCGAGACCACUGACCCCGAUGAAUUGAUGGUCCGGGCUCUCCGGCAGGUUCUGAGCGAGUACGACCGAAGCACGCCGCCAGUCCAACCUCCUAUUCCAUUCGAUAUCCCGAUGUUCCCCUCAUUGCAGACGCUCGAGCGCAAACCGAUGGAUGCAAAGAAGGAAGCCAAGAAACGGAGCAAGAAACUGAAGGAUGCGGACAUCAAUGCUGUUCUCAUGGGCUCGUACUCCCGCGAGAGUCUGCGGCCCACUCCCUUCAUUGAGUCGUUCAUGCAAUUUGAGCGCCGCUGUGCGCACGGCAAGAACAUCAAUGAUAUGAUUGACUUACGUUGCGGCCAGUGGAUUUUCCUGUACUGUGUCAUUCAAUCCCUCCCAUUGGUGGUGGUUGAUGUGCAAGAUGUCAGGUACACGGACGCUGUGGAGUACUUCCUUUGCAUUGCGCCCCGCGGCGGUGCACCGUGGAUUCAAAACGACGGCAAGACUGCACGCAGCUGGUUUGGCGUGGCCAAUGGUGCUGGUGUGGUCAGUCUGCCUUCCGAUGUGGUUAUCAACGGUGUGGAAGGCAUUUACCGCCGCAGUCACUGCUGGCAGGUGGCCGAGCAGUGGGCUGAGAAGGAUGCUAUCCUAGCGCCACCGACGAUCGAGGACCCGUAUGACAACGAGUCUUCGUUGUCUUCACCGUACCAAGCCCAGCAGUCGUCGGCAGGCUCAUCUUCGGAACAACAACAGCUUUCGGGCGGACAGCCCGCUCCCCUCAUGACUCCUGGCAGCCUUGGCCCCCCUCCCCCUGCAAUCCCUCGGCUCAACUCACCGGCUUUGAAUCGGAGAGCAGAGCACCGCACGUCGAUUUAUCCCGGCCUGGAAGCGUUGCCGCUCCCUGCGGGUGUGGCCCCAUUGGAUCCUCCGGCUCGACCCGUUAGCCGAUUCAACCCCAACAUGAGCUUCGAUGACAUUCUGAAGCAGGUCCCGAACCAGCAGAAGAAGAAAUAAGUCUUGGACAAAACGACGCAAUAGAAACACCCGAAGACCUCCUUUUAGAUGUGUAUAAUGUCCGAGAGAGGACCGAAGCAUGAAUGUGGUCCCUUGGAAGCAUGUCGCUCUUCCUCUCCGGUGCUCCAAAUUUCUUUUUCCCAUCCCCUGCAUUACUAAACCUGGUC